Tribolium madens (black flour beetle) is the source of this 4951-nucleotide messenger RNA. It is a transcript of the gene Set2, whose product is annotated as histone-lysine N-methyltransferase SETD2. Gene Ontology annotation, cellular component: chromosome; nucleus. The coding region runs from base 246 to 4832 and encodes 1528 amino acids. Gene Ontology annotation, biological process: regulation of DNA-templated transcription. The transcript is spliced from 10 exons. Gene Ontology annotation, molecular function: protein binding; histone H3K36 methyltransferase activity. The record is from RefSeq and is a predicted model, not a curated record. NCBI's taxonomy places the organism in Eukaryota, Metazoa, Arthropoda, Insecta, Coleoptera, Tenebrionidae.
UUUACGUUAUGUUGGUGGUAGCAGCUCCAAACGUGCAAACAUCCCUAAAUGUUCAGUGGUUGUGUUGUUGAUAAAUAAUGUUUGUGUGUGUUUAGGAGCAAGUCAGCAUUUCUAAUUGAAAAUGAAAGAGUUAAUAAGCUAAUUAACCAAUAGAGAGUUUGUGAGUGUGUUACUUAUGCAUGGGAAUAACUAGGAAAUUUAUGUACAGGGCAGUAGAAUCGGUUUUAAUAACGCAAAGUUGAUUCAUGAUGCCACCGAAGAAGAAGCGUGGGGGGCAAAACCGAGUCACUUUCGUAGCAAGUAAAAUGUCAACUAGGUCUGGGAAAAAGACCGAUGCAAAUCCCGAAAACAGCAAAGCAAAUGUUGCCAAAGUGGCAAAACUACCGAAAUUGACCACAAAGGCCGCAGUUAAAAAAGGAAAAGCCGUCCCUAAAGCCAAGAAAGCUGCAACGAAAAAAAAUAAAAUUGAGGUUAGGUCAACAGACUCUGAGCCACUUGAAAUGGAUAAAAACACCGAAGAGGAUUUACCAACAGAACCCAUUGAGCAAGUUUUCCUCAAAAUGGAUGCAAAUUUCAUGGAAACGACUGAACCUGAAGAAACUGACACUUGUGAAAUCAGGGAACAGCUUGAAAGCCUCAAUGUGGAGGAGUCUUGCGAGACAAAAUCAGGAAUUGAAAAUGAAAAUAGCAGUGAAGAAAGUGUGGUGGAAGAAGUGAUAGAGAUUGACGGAUGUGGAGAGUAUGAGUACAUCACUGAAGAAUUUGUCCCUGCUGUGGAAAACGCAGAAGUUAUAAUUAUUGACGAUGAAACUGAGACACAUGAGACUCCAGAGACAAAUAACGAAGUGCAGGAAAAACCGGAAGAAACAAAAACAGAGGAAAACGUUGAAGAAAUGAAGCUUGAUGAGGCAAAACUUGAAGAAUCGGCCCCUGAGACGACAAAUAUUGAAGAAACAAAGAUUGAUGAUAAACAUGAAGAAACAAAGAUCGAAGAUAAACCCGAAGAAAAGAAAGAAGAGUCGUUUCAACUAAUGGAAACCACAGAGGAGACACCUGAAACUGAUAAAGUUGUUCCACAGGAAGUUGACAAAGUUGAAGAACCCAUAAAACCACUUAUUGAGGCCCCAAAACCGAAUAAGAAGGUCCCUAAACCCCGAGAACCUAAGAAGAACCCUCCUAAAAAGAAAGCCAAACCAAAACCGAAGAAAGAACCCAAUGAGGAAGUGAGGCGUUCUAGCAGAAUCAAAUCAAUUAAUGUUUUAAAACAGCGCUCAAAAGGCCACGGUUUAGUCAAAUCAGCCAAAGUGUCUCUUGAAGAAAAUAAAGAAUCACCAACUCUCCAGUCAGACAAGUCUUCAGAAUCUGCUACUCCACUUCCAGUUACUGAAACUGACAACAAACCAGUUAAAGUCAAAUCGAGAUGGAGGAGAUCAAGUGAACUAGAAAUGAACGUUCUUACACCAGCUGCUGUUGUAAUGGAAACUUGCGGAGACAGUGAGAAAAUCGCAGAAGCCAACAAUUUGGAAAAUAAACCAAAACCAACUCAUGACGAAGAAGUAACCACGCGAUUAAAACAGUUUGUGCAUUUGAAGGAAAAUCUGUAUUUGACUGAUCGCAUGUCCUGUAAAGAAGCGAAAAAAAUGACUUGUGAUUGUUUCCUCACGCCGGAGGAGAUGGAAAGAGGCGAAUUGGGCUGUGGGGAGGAUUGUUUAAAUCGGUUGUUAAUGAUAGAAUGUGGGGGUUUAUGUCCGGUUGGAGACAGAUGUACCAAUAAAAAGUUUCAGAAGUCGCAAUUUGCCCCAGUUGAAGUUUUUAAAACUGAGAAGAAGGGACUCGGGUUGAGGGCUGCAGCAAAUAUCCCUUAUGGUGAAUUUAUUUUGGAAUAUGUUGGCGAAGUGUUGGAUCCUGAAGAAUUUGAUAACCGGGCUGACGACUACUCAAAUGAUAAAAACAAACAUUACUACUUCAUGUCAUUGCGAGCUGAUGCUAUAAUAGAUGCAACAAUGAAGGGAAAUAUUUCCCGUUUCAUUAACCACUCCUGUGACCCAAACGCUGAAACGCAAAAAUGGACUGUGAACGGAGAGUUAAGAAUCGGAUUUUUCAGCACUCGUACUAUCUUAGCGGGUGAAGAAAUCACCUUUGAUUAUAGAUUUCAACGUUAUGGGAAAGAGGCGCAGAAAUGUUACUGCGAGUCUUCCCUUUGUCGCGGCUGGUUGGGAGAAGAACCGGAAGAUGAAGAUGACGAGGACGAGGAAGACGAAGAAGAGGAAGAAGCUGAAGAAAUAAAAGACAAAGUCGAGGAAGAUAAACCCGAAACUGAGAAAAUAGACAGUGAAGUAAAAGAGCCCAAGAGUGUUGAAAAAGUUCCAAAACCUCCAGUGAAAGAGAAGAAAAAGCGAUCACCACGGAAAAAACCGCGAAAAGAACUGUUCGAGGAUUUAGAUCAACUGGAUGACGAAAUUGAGAUGUUGGUGACCACAGGAUUGAAGAACCAAGCUCAUACUUUAAAAUUGAGCAGAUUGAUGGUAAGAGCCAAAGAACCUGCUCAACGGGCAAAAUUAUUGAGAGUCUUGAGAAGGGGCGAAUUGCCCUGCAGAAGACUCUUCUUGGAUUAUCACGGGUUGAGACUCAUGCAUGGCUACAUGACCGAUGCUCAAGAUUUGGCAAAGACUGAUAAAAAAUACGAAUCGCUCAGAUUGGAAAUGUUACAAACAUUAGCAACGUUACCAAUCCCCAAUAAAACGAUGCUGCAAGAUAGUAAAGUGUUACCAACUGUUGAAAAAUGGUCCUCUGGGAAAGGAAACGACUUACCGAUGGAUUCUGAUAGCUCGUCACCUCAAACCGAUCAGGACCCAAGUCAAACACCGACAGAUGACCAGAAAAAAGAAGAAAAUCUAGUAAAAGAAAAAGAAGAAAACAAUCUUGUAAAAGAAGAAGAAGUGAAGGAUGUCACAAUGGAGGAGGACGUGGAAAUACGAAAAUCACGAGGAAUGGAGUUUCAAGGAACCUCAGAAAAUGUGGGUUUUACAAAUACACAUGGGAAAGAAUUAGCCGAUGAAAUUUCGAGCAUUUUCCAAGAAGAAGACAUCACCUCGUCUCCAUUACCAACUGAAACUAAAAUUGUGAAACCGGAAGUGAAACCUGAUGAGCCUAACUACCAGGAAGAGAUCACAGCUUUGGCGUUAAAACUGCUAGAAGAGUGGUCCAACUUGAAGGAAGUUUUCAAAAUACCGAAAAAGGAACGAAUCGAACAAAUGAAAGAGCACGAAAGGGAAGCAAAUCGGGGUUACAUAGCCGGUUUGGGUUUAGAACAAGACGCUGAAAAGAAAAGCGAAAGUCGCUAUCGGAUUUUAAAACGAUACAGAUCCAUUGAUAAAGUCGAUAAUACAGUACGCAAAAAUAUCAAAUUGGAAGACAGGACGAUAGCCAACUUCCCCAAAUUAGGUAAAUACGAGAGACGGAAAAUGUUUGCGUUGCAAGUGGAACAGAGAGAGGAGGAAAGACGGCGAAAGCAGAGAGAGAUGUGGAGGCAACAUGAGCAACACUGUAUACUCCUCGGGACCGAUCCCCGUCUAACAGCCCCGUUUGACCCAAACAGGGGGUACCAGUGCAUAUGGAAUCCCCAAAUCGGGCAAUGGCAGAAUUACCCCAUCCAAAACCCCAAUGUUAUUUUCAACCCUCAAAAUCCACCCGUUGUGUCAGGACUGAGCAAUCCCAAUUAUCCCUAUUUGCACGCCCCUGGAAUGAUCCCAAGCAGUGUAAACCCCCUACACACGUUACCCAGUCUUCCAUACCAGGAAGAAGUGACGAAAGAGGAGGAUUACUCGCAGGUGAAAUUCAUGGGACCCAUUCCACCCCCAGUGAAAUUGCCACCGAAAUGGAAAUGUGCCAAAGACAAGUAUGGACGCCCUUAUUAUUAUCACAUCAAAAUCAGGACAAGUCAAUGGGAACCACCCCCAUUUUCGCAACCACAGGAAGACUUAGAUGACACGAGUGAGACGACUUCAAGCUCAGAUACGAGUAGUUUGAGUUCAGAUACAACCUCAGAUGAGUCAGAUAGUGACGAUGAUGUAGACGAUUCGAAAUUGUUGAUGCAAGUGAGAAAGCAGAUGGAAAAACAAGUAAAAAUGACAUUACCUACCCCUAUUAAAAACGAAGAUGAAGAAGCUAGUCCCGUGCAAGAAGAAAAAGAAGACGAACCCAAACUUGAAACUAGUCAAGUUUGUGAGGAAAAUGACGAAGAGACAGCUCAGAUUGAAGAAAGCAAUGAAAAAGAAUCGAAAGACGAAAAAGUGCAGUCUGGUGGUAAGAAAAGGCGAGCUGGACUGGUCCAGGAAAUUAUUAUUAGUCCGAGGACUGAAGAGGAUCGAUUACAAUUCAAAGAAGAUUUGAAACGCUACAAACUAAAUAAAGAAAAGUUGAAACGGGAGAAGGAAAUGAUCGUCCAACAGACGAAAAAACACGUGAAAGAGAAGCGCUCCAAAAGUACUAUAAAAUUAAAAAUGAAAGAAAUGACUGAUUCUAACAGCGAAACUGCCAAGAAAAUUAAAGAGCUUUUCCGGUCUAAUAUGGCGACUGUUGUCGUCAGUGUUCUUAAUGCGUACAGAAAACCGGAUUGUAAAGAAGGGAGAAUUACGAAUACUGAUGAUUUUAAACAUUUAGCUAGAAAAUUGACUCAUUUUGUUAUGUUGAAAGAAAUGAAACAUAUUGAGAAGAUUGAAGAUUUAGUCUGCACUGAAAAUGUUAAAGCAAAAGCGAAGGAAUAUAUUCGGAAAUACAUGAGUAAGUUUGGAGAAAAUUAUCAGAAGCGCAAUGAUGAGCCGGAUUAUUGAUUUGAUCACUUUUUUUUGUAUUUGUCUGUGAUAAAAAUCAUUUCAUUUUUCAAUUGUGCGAGACGCAAAUAAUGUGUGAAUAAUAAUUUAUAAUAAAGUAGGUGAAUACGUUUAUUAUC